This is a messenger RNA of Thamnophis elegans (Western terrestrial garter snake), 1501 nucleotides long. It is a transcript of the gene ACTMAP, whose product is annotated as chromosome 12 C19orf54 homolog. The record is from RefSeq and is a predicted model, not a curated record. NCBI's taxonomy places the organism in Eukaryota, Metazoa, Chordata, Lepidosauria, Squamata, Natricidae. The coding region runs from base 160 to 1050 and encodes 296 amino acids. The transcript is spliced from 6 exons.
CGAUUGGUUGGUCAAUCAAGUCGGGCCAAGAUCGGCGCGUCACAAGAUGGGAAAUCCUCACUGACGCGAAUGGAUGACGCAAUCCGAGUACCGCCUAACUAACCAAUGGCGAUUCGGCCGAAGGCUCCGUGACCUUUGACCCGCUGGGUUUGCGGCGUCAUGGCGGAGGUCAUGCGGAGUUUGGCAGCGGAAAGCCCCCCGCCGCCGCCCCCGCUGCCCCCCCCGCCGCCGCCGCCCCCCCCGCGGGGCUCCGCAUUGCUCCUGGCGACGGCGCAGCAGGCGGGCGGCGUCGGGGACCGCGGCGGGGUGAGGGAGCUCCUGCGGCGGCAGAAGGCCCGGUUCAGCCGGGAUCUGACGUGGUUGCUGUUCCUCCGGCCCGUCCCGUCCCUCAUCCAGGAGGGCCCGCAGUGUGGCUUGGUGGCCCUUUGGAUGGCCGGCGCUCACCUCGGCCUGUCUUCGGAGGUUCCCCUGGAGAGAAUUCGGCAGGUGGCUUUGGAGAGAGGCUACACGGCACAAGGAGAAAUGUUCUCAGCUGCUGACAUGGCCAAGCUGGCCGAGGAGGUCUUCCCCUGUAAAGCAGAGCUGCUCUCUGGAGGCCUGCAAGGACAGAACCAUGACAGGAUUCUUCAACAUCUCAGGGCUGGCUUCCCUGUGCUGAUACCCUACGACGAGGACUACAACCACGAGCCCUGCCUCCGGAAGGGCUACAAGGCUCACUGGGCUGUUGCCUCUGGAGCUCUGCUUGGUCUGAAGAGUAACUUCCGCCUGCCUGCCUGCCAGGAAGACGAAGACAUCCCGGGGCUCUUCCAUGCCAGCCACACUGCUUCAGCCAUCCCUUUGGAGGCCGUUGCUGAGACCUACUUGCUGUCAAAGCAUGGCAAGAGCUGCCGCUACCAGCUGUGGAGCUAUGCUCAGAUACAGGAGAGCAACGGCCAGCUGACGGGCUUCAGUCCCCAGCGGGCAGCCGACGGGAAGGUGUACAUUGUGCCCGCAGGGGGCGUGCGAGAGGGACUGUGUGGACAAGCGGUGCUGCUGCGGCCAAAGGCAUGAGGCGCUCUGGUGGCAUCAAGUUGGCACUAGCUUUGCAGAAGCACCAUUGGGCUGUUAAAGGGUCUUAGACAAAUGCAUGGGAACUGCUGACAUUUAGCAAUGCCUUGAGACAGGGACAUUAGGGGGCAAGAAAAAGAGGUGUCCUUCCUUCAUGCAAAGCUCCAGGACGCCUGAACAAGGUUGGGGAGAGACUAGCUUAUAUUUGGAGCUCGCUUAUGCCAACCAACCUGGCAUUAGAACUUUGUGUUUCAAUAGAAGGAAGAAUGGAGGAAAGGCUUUAGCUUAAAUGUCCUCUUUUUGCCUUUAGAAAUUAGAAUAGCUUACUGUUCUGAUUAUAAAUGAAGCCAACUUUGAAACAAAGCAGGGGGGAAUAGAAAUGCUGGUGUGAAAGUCAAGUGACGGCCUGCCUUUUCACCCUGUGCUGGUGUUAAUAAAGACACGUUGGGCCUUG